Messenger RNA from Talaromyces proteolyticus, 1503 nucleotides. RefSeq lists its product as uncharacterized. Lineage: Eukaryota; Fungi; Ascomycota; Eurotiomycetes; Eurotiales; Trichocomaceae. The transcript has 2 exons. The coding region runs from base 91 to 1206 and encodes 371 amino acids. The record is from RefSeq and is a predicted model, not a curated record. Gene Ontology annotation, molecular function: oxidoreductase activity.
AAGAAAGCUACCUCCCGCAGUUUGUUCGUCCUUUUCGUCAUUCCUCCGCAUUCACGUACGUAUCAAAAGAACUCAUUCUAGAAGCAUUACAUGGCAAUGGCGGCCACUGCAUCUGUCCAGCCUCUCCCCACUCCCGACGGAUCAGCCAUCAACUUCGGUUCCAUAAUUACUGGUCUGGAUGUGGAGAAUCUGUCUGACGAAAACUUUCAACUCAUCUAUGAAACCCUCUAUCGCACAAAUGUCGUCGUGAUCAAGUCCAAACCAGACAUCUCGGCCAAAGCCCAAUACGAGCUUACGCGGCGCUUCGAUCCUUCAUCGACAGCGUAUGGUCAUGGAAAGACACUUGAUGCCAAGCGCAGUAUUUUGCACCCGGACCUCAAGACUGUUCCGCACCAACCUCAGGUUCAGAUUAUCGGAAAUGGAUUUGUGAAAGAAUAUGAAGGCCUUCAAGACUUUACCUUGCGCCAUCCUCACCACCGCACGUUCCAUCGGGAUGCCAUCCCCGAUGCCGACGACCUGCAGUUCACACGCUACUACAGAUGGCACAUUGACGCGGCGUUGUAUGAUCUGAACCCUCCCUUGGUAACCACACUCUUGGCAGUGUCGCUGCCUUCUAAACGCCAACAAACUGUUCGUUAUGACGACGGAACUGGGGACGAGCUGGAUGUCUCACUCGGUACCACUGCAUUUGUCAGUGGGUACCAGAUGUUUGACCGAUUGUCGGAGGUGGACAAGGAAUUUGUUCGGACUAGCAAGAUCGAGUACGCACCUCAUCCAUAUAUUUGGAUGAGUAAAGCGCGAUCUCUUCCUACUGGUCUUGGCCUGUACUCCGAGAAUCUCGAGCUGGAUCAAUCCGAGCUUCCGCCCAUCGACCCAGCUAAAAUUAAAGUUUUUCCUAUGGUCUGGAAGAAUCCGGUCACUGGCCAACUUGCCGUCCAGAUUCAUCCCUCCGCAAUCCGUCGCAUCCACCUCAAGGAUGGCAAAGUAAUUGACGAUGUCGAGGAGGUUCGGAACAUAGUCUAUCGUCUGCAGCGGCCAGCUAUUAGCCCAGAGUAUGUCUAUGCGCAUGAUUGGGAGGAGGGUGAUCUGGUUUUGUUCAACAAUCAUGGUGUGCUACAUUCUGUUGUUGGAGCAUUCGACAAGGACGAAGUGAGGCUAUUUAGGCAAUGCAACCUAUCCGCCAGUCGCCCGCCACUUGGACCUUAAGUUACCUUUUUUGAUGAUUCAUAUUGUUACAUAGAACUAGAUGAAACUUGAUUCUCCACGAUGGCUUGCUCAAUCAAUCUGAAUGUACAUAUAUAGUCGUAAGUAAUAAAUACUUUAGUAUACGCGACUUUAUGUCAAUUUUGUUAUCGGAUACCACAACAACUUAUUGCUAUUAACAUGUUAGCCGUUAGUGGUAAUGUUAUUCCCCAGGAGGAUCAUGUCCUUAUAAGAUGUCAAAUUAGCUUCUAAACCGAAUAUAUGAAAAUGGAACGGAUUCCUUUGAAGGCAGGAAUAAAG